UCUGCCUGUCCACAAUUGCGCUCCAUCCAUUCAGCACAUUCUCCGUGGCACAAAGACUCACUCAGUCAAGCGAGAAAUCGUCGUCCAGCAGUGAUUUCGGUUGAGCCGGCUGUCUUGUCCUCGCUGCCCCACUUGUAGCUCUUCGAGCCUGAUCCGGCCGCAGCUCGGCCGGCCGGGCAUAUUCUUGUCCCUGCUGCUUCUUAGGCUCGCUCCCAGCCUUUUCCUGCUCGCUCCCAGCCUUUUUCUGCUCCAUUUUCUCAUCUCCUUGACGAAUGGCUCCCUGGAGAGACUCAGCAAUGUCGCAGUCCGUCACCCGAUGCCACGAGUUGGUCCUUGUGCCAUGUAGCAACUGGUCAAAGAAGUCGAGUCUCGCCGCCAUGCGGUAGUGGUCGUAGCCCACACACUCUUUCCAUUGCUGGCCCGUUUCCUGGCAGAGUGCCUGGGUGAAGGAGUGGCACAGCUCACGGCGGCACGCAGACGGCAGCACGCUUGCUGGUUUGCCUUCGGGGAAUCGCCUUGGCGGACUUGUGCAGGGGCAUAGUUGCUGCAGGAAGCGAAGCUCCCUUCUGUUUGCCAAUGUCACAGUGGCCGUGUCCCAAUUCGUCUUGAGAGAGACGUCGACUCGAGUCCUGUUGUUUGGCGACGUCAUUUGACGCGUGUAGGUCCAGGUUCCCACAGCGACGAACUCUGCAGGAAGGAUAUAUAAAGGGGAGAGAAGAGGCCACGUCCCUGGUCGACCUCAGGAGGCCAUACAUGUCUCAAACGCACCAUAUACUCUGGAAGCGCUCUCACAUCUGGGCGAGCGGAAGGCUGAGACGAUGUGGUAAACAGUCGAGGUCGUGUAGAGCACCGUGCUUGACACGUAGGUCCCCUCGCCAGAAUGGUACACGCACUGAAUCACCCACGUCCCACCUGCCAAUCGACAAGCAAACAAGACAAGACGGCGUUGCUCUCUCCCUCCCGUCUACUGUCUGCCUGUCUGUGUGUGUGUGUGUGUCUGUCUGUCUGUCUGUGCGUACACAUUGCCUCCCUCGGCAAGAGGUCCCUUGGUUGCGGCAGCGGCCUCUCGUGAGGACGGUGCUCAGGCGUGAUAACAAUUGUUGUCGGCUGGGGAGGCGGAUAAACCGGGAUUGGGGCUGGCGGUGGGGGUGGGCCUGGGUGCACGAUGCGGACGGGCGCCGGUCCUGGCGGCAGUGGUGGGUGGGCUGCUGGAUGAAUGGGAGGCAGGUUGGGGUUCCUUGGUCGGUGGGCUCCUGGCACGACAGCAUGGAUGGGAGGCAGGUUGGGGCUCCCCGAACUGGUGGAGGGCGGAGGCACGUUGCUCUGAGUGUGGUGCACUGGCUGCCGGCGCCCCAGGAGCUCAAACCAUUUGCUAAGAGGGGGAAACAAGCGAUUGGGCUGAUUUGGGUUGGUGUAAGAGGGGAUGUGCUUGACGGACAGCUGACGGACGAAGCGAUGAGAGACUCGGCCUGACGACACACGUACUGUGACAAAGACUGAGACAAGAGCUUGAUUCGCUUUUGUUUCUCUCACCAAACGAUGUGUUCGCAGCCGCGAAGGCCAGAAAUAGGAUACGCUGCCACAGCCGACGCAUAGCCAGCCGAGAAAGGCGAAUGCAGACGCAGCUCCGACAGACUCUGCCUGCCGUUGCGCUUUGAGUUAAC
Molecule: messenger RNA, 1664 nt
Organism: Vitrella brassicaformis
Lineage: Eukaryota; Vitrellaceae
Source: the annotation of a GenBank genome assembly